Molecule: messenger RNA, 3036 nt
Organism: Xenopus laevis (African clawed frog)
Lineage: Eukaryota; Metazoa; Chordata; Amphibia; Anura; Pipidae
Gene: sh2d2a.L
Exons: 9
Coding region: 66-1700 (544 amino acids)
Source: RefSeq, a predicted model, not a curated record
GCAGACCAGCUUACACACUGGACACAUCUCAGCUGCUACAUCCACCAGAUCCCCAAAUCAAUGCAAUGAAUUACCAGCAGGAUUUUCCUCAUGUCCGCUUUAUUACCUUCAAACCUAUUCCUGUUAACAAGGAAGAACCUCAAAGACAUCCGUCUGGAAAUGCAAAUUUGGUCCACUCUAAAGUAUCGAAAGCAGUGAUCCAAGAUGGAGACAAAAAAAUGGAAAGUGGGAAGGAAGAAGUCCCUUCUUCACAGAAUGGUGCCCAGAAAUAUAAUUCUGAGACUCCAGCAGGCACGUUAAAAGAACAGACACACAACUGGUUCGAAAAGACACAGAGGAUGAGGCUUGUCAAGAAUGGGGUGUUUCCAGAAUGGUUCCAUGGAUUUGUUACUCGCAAAAGGACAGAGGAGAUGCUGGAAGUGAAGCCUCCAGGAUGUUUUCUGAUCCGUUUCUGUGAAAGCCGAGUCGGGUUUGUCCUUUCAUACAGAGGAGCUGAGCGUUGUCGCCAUUUCGUGCUUGACCUGCUGGAAGAUGACCGCUAUGUGAUCGAGGGAGAGGACAGUGUCCACCCCAGCCUACAAGAGUUAAUAGAUCAUUACCAUGUUUAUCCUGUAGAACCCUACAAAGAACGUCUCACGACUGCUUGUGCUAAGAAAGUUACAAGUAAGGAUGUCAGCUGCCCCUUGCAAAAUCAAGCUGAAGAAAAUAAAACGGAGAACAGCAGCGUCACUAAAGAAGCAAAUGCACCAAGUGACCCAAAGCUUUCAUCACCUGCUUCUCCUGAACAAAGAGGGGACUUACUGGUCCAAAUAAAAAGCAAGCUUAAAAGUAAGGACUCCGGUGGCUCCUUGCAAAAUCCAGCUGAUGAGAAUCAAAAGGAAAAACUGUACAGCAGUGUCACUAGGGGGACAAAUGCACCAAGUGACCCAAAGCUUUCUCCAUCCAAUUCUCUUGAAGAAAGAGAGGACUUACUAACCAAAAUUAAAACCAAGGUUAAACUUGCAUCGCCUCCACCCAGGACAAAACAGCCCAUUUCAAGAGAAGAAUCCUUAAAAUUCUCAGUGCAAGAGACUGAAGCAGUUGCAUAUGCACAUGUUAAGAAGAUGCCAGCAGUCACGGUUCAAAACAAAUCUAGGACACCUCCUCCAGAAGAGCCUUAUUCUACCUUAGAGGAGCUCCAUACGUACUCUGAUCCUCCUAGAUUGGUGGCAACGGACCCUAAACUUUUAAAUGACACGGAAGAACCCAUAGCUUUUUAUGCCAUGGGGCGCAGGUCUUGCAAGAACAAUCAGGAGAAUGUCUAUUCUGAGGUGGACCUCAAUGCUGUGGUAUCUCACGGAUUCCAAAAAGAGUCAAAAUGUGGAGCCACCAUGACUACUCUUGCAAAGACUAUGAACAAACCAUUGAGGAAUAAACCCACACCUUUCCACUCUUCCUUCCGUCAGAAGAAACAGUCACCUGUGCAGCUGGAAGACUGCAGCAAGACAUGGGGAAGUUCAUUAAAGCCUGUUUCUGAAUCCAAGGUAUCGAAAACACGGAAGAACAAUGAUACAACUUGUGCAAAACCUACACAACAUGAAGUUGCCCCAUACCUUUCCCCCAACCAAGAGGAUGAUCAGGAGGACAUAUAUGAAAAGAUCAGAGAUGACUGCAUCCAAACGUUUAAAAACAAUCAAUCAGCUAAUCAUAAGCCAAGCUGAUAGACAGGGGAAGAACUUGCAAUGACUUUCUCUAAUGCUCAGAGGUCUGGACCUGCACUUUACAAGGAUUUUGAAUCCAAGGUCUGCAGAAGAUUAAUGAUGUGAUUUGGUGCUUCUAUCUAAAAGAAAAUUAUAUUAUAAGCAGAGUUUCCAUUUUUUUGAAUGCUUUAGAAAAGAUCAAAGCUCAGCAGAUUCUAAACUAUGGGGAUGGUCCCUUUUGGGGUCUUGGAAGUUGGAACAGUGGUGGGGGUUCCACUAGGAUAACAUUUUGGGAGAAUGGCUUUUCUAGAUACAUCGGAAACACCCAGCUUGAAGGUCAAGGUGGGGAGAUUUGCAGUAAAAGCUUAUAUGCUGCCUUAAAUAUUCUUGGAUCUAUGGCUAAAUGACUGAUACAACAAUAUUUCCUACAUCUGUAAGUUUUUUGUGAACUAAUGAAGGCGCUGACCAAAGGUUGGACUUGAAUUGAGUCUGACCACCAUUGUCAUGAUUUAAUCUGCACAGACUUAAUUAUCUGCAUAUUGGUCUUAAUUUAUACAUACGUGCAACCUGACUCAAUAGCCCUAACAGUGACCUCUGCUGGUCAAAAUAUUAGAUUACCUUCAACUAUCCCUCUUUUUUUAUUCAGAAAAGCCUUUCAGAACAUGGAUGGUUAUGUAGAUCUAAGUAGCUAAUUUAUCCCUUAAAUUAUGCACAAAUUGAGAGUAAAUUAUAAAAGUCAUUUGUGUUCAUCUCUGCAUAUAGAAAUCUUUACAUAUGAGCAGAAGCUGCAAUGCUACUUAGCUGAAGCAAAAUCUACUGGCAAGCUACAGAUCAGUGUCUUUAUGGUCAUUCAAGGCAUGCCCAUCAUGUCUACAGCCAGAAAUUGCUUCAAAUAAAACCUACCUAGAGAUGGAUCAAACUUUGGUAUGAUAUAAGGCAGCCAUGGCCAACCUUUGGAGUAUUCACCCUCAACCUGUGAACAAAGAACAGUGCCAGACUAGCAAUCACCGUUCCAUAUCAACAGGAGGAACCACUCUCUUUGUACAGAGCUUAUCAAAGAAGCAAUGGGCUGCCAUUGUUCUACAUCAUAUACUAAGGGUGACCCUGGUCACAGCAUUAAUUUCAAAUGAAUUAGACCACAACCCAUGGCCGUUUUUGGAAAGUUCCACGCGUCCAUCUUCUGGCUCCUCGGUAAGCUGACUGAGAGAUGGGUAUUUCUGCCCAUGCGCAGUUGGAGCAGAUUGCCGGUUUGCGACAACUGUGCACGCGCUGAAUUACACGGAUAUUGCCGAUCUCUCAGUCAGCUUACAGAGGAGCCGAAAGAUGGACGCUUGGAACUUUGCUGGAAGAAUCUACG